This is a messenger RNA of Closterium sp. Yama58-4, 1206 nucleotides long. NCBI's taxonomy places the organism in Eukaryota, Viridiplantae, Streptophyta, Zygnematophyceae, Desmidiales, Closteriaceae. The record is from the annotation of a GenBank genome assembly.
AUGGAUCUCGAUCUGGAGGGAGUUCCCGAGGAGGAUAAGGCGCGUCUCACGCAGAUGAUCGAGAACGCGCAGCGCCGAGACGGCGCUCGCAUGUACAACUCGUUGGUGGAAAGGUGCUUCAGGGACUGUGUGGACAACUUUAGGCGGAAGACACUCGAUAAGACGGAGGAGCAGUGUGUGAAGCGGUGUGGGGAGAAGUUUCUGAACCACUUUGCUAGACAAGCCAUGGAAGGUUUAGACGGGCCGGUGUUGUUUCGUGUCGCGGACGCUACCGGCGAUGCUGUUACCACCAUCGCCAACAUCGCCUCCGUCUCCCGCGCCUUCGCCCGUGUCGCGCGCUCGGAGCUAUGGCCGCGUUACUGCCUCGCGCGCGCCGCGGUGGCUGAAGAGGGCGAGGCGGCGGCGGUGGCGGCGGUGGCGGCGCGCCUGGUGCGCGAGGCGGGCAGCGCCGAUGCGCCGCGAAACGCGGCGAGCACCCUGGCGCGCUGCAUGAGCGCGUGCCCGGGCGUGGUACCCGCCUGCUGCAACGCGCUGCGAGAGGACGCCAAGCCGUGGGAUCGCUGGUCCAGGGAAGCCUCAACGGAUUUCUGGAGCGAGGCGGAGGAGGAAAGCGGCAUAGACGGGGGAAGUGUGAGUGUGGGAGGCGGUAAGGAAAGUGAGGGAGCGUUAAAGGAGAGCGGCAGUCACUUCCCUAUGGAUUCUCAUGUCAGCGACAGCUCUGCGCUCUCCUCCGCGCUCGCCGCUCGAAUCUUUCUGGACGAAUGCUUCCUCCCCGCCUCUCCUUCCCGCCCAUCGCCGCUCUUUCCGGGCGAGGUGGAAGGGGACGAAAGGGGGAAAGCUGCGGGGGAAGGUAAGGGGGAAGGGGACGAAAGGGGGAAAGUUAGGGAGGAAGGAGCGCAGGAGGGCGCGGCUGUGUUGAUGGCAGCAGGGGACUGUGGGCGGGAGCACGAGGCAGAGGCAGAGGCUGAGGAGGAGGAUGAGGAGGAGGAUGAGGAGGAGGAGGAGGAGCGUUGGGAGGUGGUGCGGGGAGCGAUUGCUGGGUUCAGGCACUCACGCUUUCACUGGAUGCUACAAGGCCAGCCGCAUGCUUCAAGCGCAUGCCCCUUCUGCCAUGACCAGGCAUGGAGCGCCACUGCUCUUCUGAAACCGACGGCUCACGUUGCGUUGGGUUGCGAUGAGGGCGAUCCACCUUUUGAGUUGACUUAA